CGGGCCGCGUCCCCGGGGCCGCCUGUGGCGAUGGCGGCGGGGCCGCCGCAGGGCCGCCGCGUCUUCCUCAACCACCUCGACUCCUACUGCGGCCGCACCAUCGGCGAGUAUUUGUCCAGCUGUGUUGUUGGGGCGACGCUUGCAAAGGAAGAAGAGGAAGAGGAGGAAGAUGAAGAAGAAGAGGAAGCUGUUGAGGUUCCUAGUAGCCCAGAGGAAGUCUAUGAAAUAGUGGGUACUCUUUCUAAACCAGGGGGUACAAAACCACGUUUUGCCCAGGAAACAUAUGCAGUCUCUCCUGGAGAUGAACUCUUAAAUCACUUGCUUGCAUGUGAGGUUGUUUUAUAUAAUAUCACUGAGGAUGCAGGUCAAAUUGAGGAAGCAACGUGGGCUGCUUCUGCCUUACAUAAGGAAAUAGAGAAUUUUGUAAGACCAAAGUUAUUCAUCCUCAUCUCAACAAUAAUGACCUGGGCAAAUACGAAACCCUCUGACCCUGAAAAUCCUGAGGCUCCUUUUACUGAAGAAGAUUAUCGCAAAAGAAAAUCUCAUCCAAACUUUAUGGAUCACAUAAAUGCUGAAAAACUCAUUGUGAAACUUGGAAAAACUAACAGAAAUAAAUUUUCAACUUGUGUUGUUGCCUCAGGACAUCAAUAUGGAGCUGAGGAAGGAGUCUUCCACUAUCUUUUUAAGAUGUGUUGGCUUAGUGAGACUCCUGAAAUACCUGUUUUUGGAGAUGGAAAGAAUUUUAUUCCAACCAUUCAUAUUCUUGACUUAGCAGUAGUGUUGCAAAAUGUAGCAGACCACAGACCAGAAGUUCAGUAUAUACUUGCAGUGGAUACAUCCAAGCACACACUUGAAGAACUAGUAAAGUGUAUCAGUAAAAAUGUUGGACCAGGAAACAUUCAGAAGAUUCCUAAAGAAGAUGCAUUCCUGAGCAAAGAUUUAACACAAAUGCAUUUAGAUAUGUUGCUUGUGAACCUGCAAAUGGAAUCUAGUGUUCUGAAAGAUGCUUUCAACAUUAACUGGGUUGCUGAGGCAGGACUGAUAGAGAACAUUGAACAAGUUGUCAAGGAAUACAAGCAAAGUCGAGGAUUACAGCCUCUCAAAGUUUACAUUCAUGGUCCUCCUGCUGUUGGCAAAUCUACCAUUGCUCAGGAGCUCUGCAAACAUUAUAGGCUACAUUACAUUAAGAUAGAUGAUGUGAUUUCUGAAAAAAUUGCACAUCUGGAGAAAAUUGUGGCUAAAGAACAGGACACUGGAGUAGAGGAGGGGGAAGAUGAGGUAGAGGAGCAAGGUGAAAACGUAGAAGCAGCACUGGAAUUAUUAGAUGGAAUAAAAGAAAACAUGGAGCUGAAUAAAGGUCGUCUAGAUGAUCAGUUUAUUGUUACAAUUGUGAAGGAUAAGCUCAAGUCUAUGCCCUGUAAGAAUCAGGGAUAUGUUUUAGAUGGGUUCCCAGUGACCUACAGUCAGGCCAUGGAACUUUUUAGCGCGGAAGAUGAUGAUGAAGAAGAAGAAAUAAAAAGCAAAAUACCUAAAUGUCAUAAAAUAAUCACACCUGAAUUUGUUUUUUCUUUGACUGCAUCUGAUGAAUUCCUUAUAAACAGAGUAACAAAUCUGCCAGAGAGUGUCGUUGCUGGGACUCAUUAUACCCAGGACAGGUUCCCACAAUCUCUGAAACUCUUCCGAGAUUCAAACACAGAUGAUACGACAGUUCUCAACUAUUUUGAUGAACUCGAAAUACAUCCUCAGUUUAUUGAUGUACCCAUAUAUGAAGAUCCUGAGAACAGAUUUAUUGUGCAAAAGAUCAUCAAAGAAAUUGGAGAACCUCGGAAUUAUGGCUUGACAGAUGAAGAAAAGGAGAUUUUGGAACGCAAAGCAGCCGAGGAACGCCUUGCCAAAGAAGCUCAAGAAAAAGCUGAACAAGAACGUAAAGAAGCUGAGGAACACGCUGAAAGGAUGGCAAGAUUGGAAGAGUGGAAUAAACAGAUGGAGGAAGUGAAAAGACAAGAACAAGAGUUAUUGGAGGCCCAGUCCAUUCCACUACGAAACUAUUUAAUGAAGAAUGUCAUGCCAACACUUAUGCAAGGGAUAAAUGAAUGCUGUAGGAUCAGGCCAGAAGAUCCGGUCAAUUUUCUGGCAGAAUAUCUCUUCAAGAACAGUCCCGAUAUUGAUUGGAAUAAUCGUUAAAUCCUAGCAGCAAUGGGAAUUCUGAAAUAAAAAUGCAGAAAAUUCCUAAUACAUUUUAGAUAAAAAUACUUAGUUUCUGAAAUUAUUUUUGGUUAGGCUUAUUAUGUAAUCUUCUUUUUUAUUUCUCAUACUUUAUUACUACGUUGUAUUGGGUUUUUAAUAUUUCUUUUACAAAAGUUUCAUUUACUGCACAUAUUGAUUAAUCCAUUUACACAUCUGUAUUUCAUAGGUCUGUUUGAAAAUGUGAACCAUAAGAAUCUGUUAUCUCUUCAAAACCUUCCUCCUGGGUUUGUUUUCAGAUGUACAUUCUAUUUAAGCAAUAUAUUAUUUUCCUAAUCUAUAGUGAUUGUAAGCAGCCAGCUUGAAAAAAACUAUUAUUAAAAAAAAAAAAGGUGUUUCUACUGAAAAUGGAAAUAAAAAAAAAUAAAUAGAAGCAGCAAGUUCUCUUAUUUCCCCUCCUGGCUACCAAGAGGCAGAAAGUCACACAAUAUAGUCUUCUCAUGCUGCACUGAAGACUGACUUGUAAACAGUUUCCAAGCACAGGUAUGCCAAAAAACCUGUGUUUUACUUUGGUAUCCAACAUACAGGGCUAGUUCUCAUUUAAUUAUCCUCAACAUUCGAUAUUACAUGUUUUUUAUAGAUUCUUGAAGAAUAUAGACUUUACAGCUUGUGGCUGUCAUUCCCAAUUUUAUUGACUUCAUCCAGCUCUUGCAGAAACAAUUUCUAUGCUGACUGAGCUGAAACUGAUAGCACCCGUGGGGUCAGAAGACAAGGACCCUUUGGGAGAAAUGGGGGGGGGGGGAAGAGGAAGAACUGAAAGAAUGGUGAUAUAGAAACACCUAUUUUAUCUGUAACUUUUAGUAUCAGAAUUUUUAGAAUGCCCAAUGUUCUUAUUCAGAUAUAUUAAUAUUUUUACACACUAUGAGUCUUAUUUCAUCUGUUUUCACACAGUCACACAGAUAAAUCAGUGACGAUAGCCAGGAACAAAGUUCAGAACCAUCCUCUCCUACUCUAAAGAAACAGAUUUUUUUGCGAUCUAUAUAUUUUAUAUACUGGCAGCUCAGAUUACCAUUUAUCGUGUGAGGCAGUUGAAGAUGAAAUAAUCGGUAGUUUCAGAGAAUUUUUUAGUUUGAAAGUCCUAUUUUUCAGAGUAGAUAGGAAAACCAGGCACUGACAAAAUAAGGUAAACCAGGAGGUUUUCUGUAGAGUUAUUGUGAUGUAUUUGCCUCUCUAAAAAUAAAGUUUUGAGCUGAUC
Corapipo altera (White-ruffed manakin) is the source of this 3439-nucleotide messenger RNA. RefSeq names its product adenylate kinase 7 (gene AK7). Gene Ontology annotation, biological process: nucleobase-containing compound metabolic process. The coding region runs from base 31 to 2184 and encodes 717 amino acids. Gene Ontology annotation, molecular function: ATP binding; AMP kinase activity. NCBI's taxonomy places the organism in Eukaryota, Metazoa, Chordata, Aves, Passeriformes, Pipridae. The record is from RefSeq and is a predicted model, not a curated record. The transcript has 18 exons. Gene Ontology annotation, cellular component: cytoplasm.